Molecule: messenger RNA, 2679 nt
Organism: Astyanax mexicanus (Mexican tetra)
Lineage: Eukaryota; Metazoa; Chordata; Actinopteri; Characiformes; Acestrorhamphidae
Product: coiled-coil domain-containing protein 148
Exons: 16
Coding region: 263-2086 (607 amino acids)
Source: RefSeq, a predicted model, not a curated record
UUGCAGCCAGUGACACAAGAAGCUUUUACUGUGAAAAGUAAAGAAUGAAUCUAGAAGAUGCAAAGAGGACGGCUUCUUCAGCAGAAUAAUGACCCAAACACCUCUAAAGCCACAAUGGCCCACCUCAAGAGCGUUUUCUGGGGUUGAAACAGCCCGCACAUCUCCUGAAUCAAUCAAGAUGCAUUAAAUCGUGACGUGGAGAGCCGUUCUGUUGUUUUUAACCACCUGUCACACUUCUUUCGGAGGCUGAGGUGAAAAGGAGAUGAGUGGGAGGGACCUGCGUGCCUUCCUGGCGGGUCAUCGGGCAGAGGACACAGAAAAGCUGACCCAGAGAGUGAUGAACGAACUGGGCCUUUCCAAAUAUAAACCAGUUCAGUAUGAGGAGCUUCAGGCCCUGGUGGAAGCAAAGAGACUCUCAACUGAGUGCAUUGAGCACAAGGUGCAGCAGACUCUGCGUGCAGUUCAGGAGAGGAAACAGACCUGCCUGCUGCACCAACACAGACAGGUGUGGACCUCUGAGAACCACAGACUGGACAAAGCCAGAGAGAAAGCAGAGACAGAUGUCAGGAGCUUCCUGGUUAGAAGCAGACUGGAGCAUCGGGAGGAUGGAGAUGCCAGAGAUGUCAUGAGUGAGCUACUGGACUAUGAGCUGCAUUUGGAGCAGGAGCGUGAUGCAUUUAGAUCGGCCACGGUACUUCCAGUCUGCCAAUUGAAAGAGGACCUGCAAUGGAGAAUGACAUCAGGACCUCCAGCAGCCAAUCAACAUGCAGAGUGGGAGCAAAUCCUCCAGCAGGUGGUAUUUGUGAAAGAACAGCAGCAGACACUGAUGGACACACUAGAGGAGGAGGGUUUUUCACUUCAGCAGGAGCUUUCUGCUUAUGGACUGCAGGCCAGUCUGGACACUGCCGCAGUGCAGGAGCAUGCAGGUGCUCUGAUGAAGGUGCCACAGGAGGUCCUGACCGCAGACUGCCCUUACACUGACCUCAAAAUGUCUCUCAUCAGUGCCUUUCAUUCCCUCUCCGACAAAUACACACAACAGCUGGACACAGUGCACAACAGACUUCAGGGCAUGGACAGGAACUGUGGGUGGAGUGAGCAGGACCACUUGCGUUUUCUGCACACUGUGAGUCAGUAUAGACCCCAGCUGAGGAACCACAGAGGCCUGUGUCUGGACAUGCUCCACAGAGUUCUACCCCACUACUCCACUGCAGAGCUGAACUCCCACGGGCGGAGCUGGGACUGGUACAGGUUCAGUGUGGAGCGUGAGAAGCUGCUGUUGGAGAGCUGGAGCAGGGACUGGACGGCACUGCUGCUCCGCGCUCUGGAGGUGCUGGAGGAGGCCAGAGCUGAACACGGAGAACAGCAGAACCUGCAGAAACAUCGCACACACCAACAGCACAUCUGUGCUCAGCUAAAACACAAGGUGCAGCAGUGGCGUGAGCGGCAGGAGGAAGUCGCUCGGCUGGAGGCAGCUGUGGCAGCUCGCUGGGAGGAGGAGGAGAAGGAAAGACAGAAAGAGGAGCAGGAAAGAGAGCAGACCAAGAGGAGCAGACAGAAACAGCGGCUGCUUGAGUUUCAUGAGGAGCAGAGGAGGAGGAGCAUGAAGUGGCGGAGGAGAGAAGAGGAGAGACUGGCACAGCUGAAGGGAGAGCUGGAGGAGCAGGCCAGGAGAGAUAAAGAGAGAGUGCAGUUUAGGGAGAAGCUGCUGGAGCAGAAAAAGCAGGAUCAUGAAGCUAAAGAGCGUCUCAGACAGAAAGAGGAAGAGGACAGAGAGGAGAGACUCAACAACCUACGCAACCAGGUUGCUGUAGUGGCGGAGGCAGAUCCAGAGAGAAUGAUGGGACAGACUGAAGCGUGGAGAGUCCGUCAUCAUCCUGACCAAGAAGAGUUUACACUGCAGAAACCCCUGUAUCACUUACACACUUAUACAGAUACACAGAUUGUGGCCGACCCACGUGUGCGUAUAGAGCAGGCGCUCAGGACCGCAGGCCUCCAUCACACACCUUACGCUAGAGCUCUCCUCUCAGAGAUCCAGCCUCCAAAACCACCCCGACGAGACACACAGUCCACCGUCCUCAGGUCCUAACCUCAGAGUUCUGCACUCGUUAAUGUACACACUGAUAAUUCAGCUCAGAUCAGCACAGCAGAUCUGUUAAUAUUUCAACACAAAUCAGCACGGCCCAGACAUUCACCCCAAACAGCCACAGUACAGAGACAGACAGACAGACAGACAGACAGACAGACAGACAGACAGACAGACAGACAGACAGACAGAUAGAUAGAUACUUUAUUGAUCCCCGGGGGGAAAUUCUUGUUUUUUUUUUUGUUUUUUUUUAGCACUGUUAUUAUUGAGUUAUUCUUUUACCCUAAAAUGACCUGCAGUGUAGAGAAGAAGAGACUUUAUAAAAACAACAUUAAAUAUUCUUUUUAGAUGGGAAUUUCAGACUGAAUAUGAUCAUCAUGGUAGAAAAAGGGAAUGUAGUGUAAAUGCAUAUGUAAUGUUUUUUUUUUUUUUUCAUUUACUCUAAAAGGUUUUUUAAAGAGCUCUGCUAGUUUUACGUCCUACUGCUGGAGCUCAUAUUGGAAGAUUGAGAUUUUAAAUGCAGGUGCAUUAAAGUCUGCAGUGCAUGUACUGUAUUAAAGAUGCCGCAGAUAAAACAAUAAACAAAUAAAAAAAGA